This is a messenger RNA of Adineta ricciae, 2526 nucleotides long. The record is from the annotation of a GenBank genome assembly. NCBI's taxonomy places the organism in Eukaryota, Metazoa, Rotifera, Eurotatoria, Adinetida, Adinetidae.
AUGCAUCCAUCGGCAUACAAUAUCGAAGUAAAUGAUGAACUGACCAAAGUCAACGUUUAUGACGACAAUGGUUAUCUUCCAAUUCAUCGUGCGACAUUCAAUGGUCUCGACGGAAUUGUCAAGAAUAUUUUGGAUGAUGCGGAGAAAAGAAAUGAUUUAAAAUCACAAUUAGAAGCCAUCACACAUGAUGCUGAUGAGUUUACUCCUUUACUACUCGCAACAACAUCUGGACGAUUAGAAAUUAUCCAUUGUUUAUUAGAAUAUCCUGUUAAUUUGCACGCCAUCGACGCCAACGGAAAUGAUAUUAUUUCCAUUGCUAUUCUUUCUCAAAACGAACGUACUGUUCGCUAUUUACUUGAUUUACCAAUUCUCACCGAACAAUACAAUGUUUGGAAAUCGUUAUUGAGAUUAUUUGUUUCGAUUAAAGAUGAAGAAAGUAUCAUAUGUGGUCGCAUGAUUGAAUCUUUAACGCGUCGAUCGACACCUAAUUCUCCGAUAAGUCCAUAUUGGCUUCCGUUGUUGAAAAAUGGUUUGCUAUCAACAUUGAUUCAAUUGUUUACCGUGACGAAAAAUGAUGAUAUACUUCAAACAACACUCAUUCUUCUUUACAAUGUCACAACCGAAGUUCCCACGGUGAAAAGUGAAUUAAAAACGAUUAAAAAUGCAUUCAGUGCCAUGUUAAAGCAUACGCGUUCGACAAAUUCUGAAAUUUUAAUUAUCUUAGGUCGUGUGCUACUCUGUUUGAGUACAGAUAAAUCUCUGAUUGAGUCGAUGGUUGAACAAGAUCUCAUUGAAUCAUUAAUGAAACUGAUUACUAAAGAACAUUCAUCCCAGAUCAUUUGUUCGUAUUUCGAUUGUCUGUCGAAUGUCAUUUCAAACUCAUCUACAUACCAACAGAAGGUCGCCAAUUCGAAAGAUUUCCUUCGUCUACUGAUCGAAGUUUAUCUCGAAGAUUUCGAUUUAAAUCUCUCUCUCUCGGUCAUUCGUUUCAUUCGUCAAUUAGUGAAAAACAGUGAAUUAAUACAAAAUAUAUUGGCACAUUAUGGCGUAUGCGAUCAUUUACUUGGAGCAUUGACGGCCUCGUCAAAAGAACUACAACACGUAUCAAUCGAAGCAAUACAAGCGUUAAGUCAUAAGAAUCCACGUGUUCAAGAUAUUCUUCUACGUGAACAUGCGAUUGAACAAUUAUUAAUUCUGUUGGAUAAAACGAAUAUGUCGACGUUACAGAUUGUUAUUGUUUGUACAUUGUGGACAUUGUGUGAGACGAGUUCCUCCCGGAAACGUGAUGUUGCAACGAAAAUUGGUGUGAAAAAGUUAAUAGGAUUCUACAUGUUAAAAUCCGACGAGCAUUUAUUAGCUGUGACUGAAGCUUUGCAUGAGUUAACCAAAGGUGCAGCGACGAUUAAGAUGAACAUUCAAGAAGAGAUCAACGAUGCGCAAGGAAUUCCAUAUUUGAUACGUUUAUUGAAAUUGAAUAACGAAACAUUAGUGUUAACCGUUCUCAAAACUUUACAAUUGGUCUGCUGCGCACCCGGUUUCGUUUCGAAUCACGCCAAUCAAGAAGUUAUUCAUAACAACGACGGAAUCAAAUUAAUUGUCGCAUUAACCAUGCAUGCGAAAAGCGACGUCGUACAAGUUGAAGCAGCUCACUGCUUAGCCUGCAUUGCUUUGGGUAAUAGUGAAUGUUCGACGAUUAUUGAGAAUACAUUAGAUUUUUCCUAUUUACAUAUUAUUCAUUUGACACAAGCAACGAAUCUCGAUGUACAGCUGAAAGCAUCAAAUACAUUGGCGAUAUUUAUGUACAAUAAUUCACAUAUUCAGUCAUAUUUAAGUAAAUAUUACCAACUUUCGUUUGAUUAUUUUGAUAAGUUUCUCCAAACCAAUGAUGAAUUUACUCGAUGUACGGCUGCGUUUCAGAUUGUUGUACUAUCGAGCUUGAUUUCGGAACAAAAACGAUCAGUAACAACAGCAAUCGGUUGUGGACUUCUCAUGGAUACACUUCGAUUGUCACAAGUUGAUAAAGUCAAGUCUUUAGCAGCCGAAUGUAUCGCUAGACUUGCACAUAUGAAAUCAGGCUCAGAAGUACAUAAACAUACCGGUGUUCCACAAUCACUGAUUGCUGUCGACGUGAUUGAUUAUUUAUGUAAUCUAUUUUCGUCUUCGAAUGAUAUUACGAUUGGCAAUGCCUCUGUAGCACUGGGAUUUUUAUCGUAUAUACCUGAAGGUCGACGAAAGCUACUGAACAGAUGUCGAAGUGAGCCGGAUAUCAUGAGUUUCUUAAAGAUAUAUAAUUGUUUACCCGGUGCUCCGCCGCGUUUGUCUCCGUCAUUGAUCGAAGAUUGGGAAAGAUAUGACGUGCUAAAACUACCAAAGUUACGUUCGCGAGGAUCAAAUCUUCGAUAUUUUCGCGUAUUUUCCAACAACAUCGAGCGCUUACGCGUUGCACCUCCGUCCACUCGCGUCAAAGAACAAACCUCAACCAAUACAAGUAAAUUCUAUUCAUCAUCUAUACGCCAAAAAAUCUAA